This is a messenger RNA of Peronospora matthiolae, 1281 nucleotides long. Lineage: Eukaryota; Oomycota; Peronosporomycetes; Peronosporales; Peronosporaceae. The record is from the annotation of a GenBank genome assembly.
AUGUCCAGCCAGAAGUCACGGACAGGGGAAGCUCGUCUGGCUUUCGAGAAGGCUGGUGGCUUUUACGUGGUCAUGGGAGAGUUUGGGAAAGCUGCUGAUGCACUGGUUAAGGGAGCACAGGUAUGUGAGAGUCAGGGGUCUAGUGUGGACGACGUGCUGCCGCUUUACACACACGCGUGCGAGCUCCUCGAGGCUCAAGACAAGUCCCACUUUGCAGUCAAAACGUUUAGCAACCUGCAGAGUUUACUCGUGAAGUAUGAGCAACACCUCGUCGCGAUUGCGUUGCCAUACCGUGUGAUGGUGUUGAAUGAAGCUAUGGACCAGCGCCACAAUGUGCACAGGUGCCGGUUGAGCCAAGUCAUUCUUCACCUGGCACCGAAGGGCGUACAAGCAGAUGGUGCUCUGUAUUCAAAGUGCUUGCAAGAUGACGCGCUCUUGUCGUCGAUGGUUGUGUCUUUGCAGAAGACUUCGUGUUGGCCUCCGAAGCGUGCAACGAAGACCUACUGCGAGCAACGGUACGGAAGCCGGGAUUUCUUGCACUGGACAACUAAAUUGGACGCGUUAGUCGUAAAUAAUCGAUCUACGGGUUGGGAGAUGCUGCGGCUGGUGGUGCUCAGCCGCAAGCUCGGCACCAGCACGGGACAGCUCCGUCGUCGAGUGGGAAACGCACGCAAGAGCGACAGCAGUCAGGCAAGCAACAGCAGUCAGGCAAGCGACGCAACCCGUUUGCACCUUCUGCAAGAGCUCCUUGUGCAGAAUGGAAUUUGUUUACAUCUACUUCAAGAGCUCCAGCACAAGCACCAGUGUCUUCACUCACGUCGGAGUACAGUCGUCCGGGGCGCCGACAACAGCGAGCACGUUUGCCGACAGCGAUUACGAAGCUGCUGCGCUGUCCGAAGCCCUUGGCACUGUUGCUGUUACAAAACAGGCCAAGACUUGUUCACGAUUGGCUUCGGUUUCCAAGUGUGUGCAACCCGUGUCGCCAGGGCCAGUUGGCCUGUCCUUAUCAUCGGGCUAUCACCGAUCAUGGCUUCAUCGUCGUCGCCUGCAGCAGCGCGUGCAAGCGCUUGCAUGGAUUACGGAUAUGACGACUUGAAGUAUGGCAUGCCGGAUUCCGACUUGCUCGAGUUUUCCAUGGAUGAGCCGACCGGGGUUGAUGUAGGUGAGAGGUCGGAUUCUUUAAGAACGCCUACAGCACCGGCAUCCAAGACUAGGGUGCCAGUGCAAGAACUUAGACCGACGCUGAAGGCACCCGCGCACGAUGAAUUUGAUCUCACAUAA